AUGUUGGUCCCUCCCGUGGCCCAAAGUGGGACUGGGGAUCGUCCCGUGGGCGACACGGGUGCCCGGGCCCAACAAACGUCCGGCCCUGCCGCGGCAGCAACCCUAUGGCCCUUAGCACCUGCGCAGUCCAAUCAGGUACCGAAUCAGCAGUCUCAGGGCAUUCCACCCCUGGCCGCCACCCCUGCACCGACUCACAAUCAAGGUGUGAGUCGUUACGGGCUGUACUCGUUAUUCCCUGGGGGCGGCGGGGGCAGUUACGUCGCGGCCACUCCCGCCACCCCUGGACCACCCACGCCUGCACGAGCUUAUCACGCGACAACACACAAGGAGAGCGUGUUUUCCGCGGCCGUCGGGGUCGGGGUGGGUGGCUACACCUGGGGUGCUCCCACGCCACCCCCUGGCUCACCCUACAGUCCCGUUCCCGUGACGCAGCUCGAACUGCUGGCCAAGAAUUUGGCUAGUUUGGCUCCUCCUGGUCAACAGGCGCUCAGCCUCCAAGGUGUCGGUGUGAACGUGGGCAGCCUGCACCACGCGCAACACACACAGCACACCCAGCACACUCAACACACCCUCAACCUGACUGGUCUUCAUCAUCUUCAUCAUGGAGGCCUGCACCAGAACACCUUUUCCCCGCAACUAUCCCUGGUGACCGGGAACGCGCCCACGCUGACGAUCAACAGCUUCUCGUCGCCGAAUUCGACAGGCAGCGUGGUACCGACGACAGGAGUGUUGCUCCAGGAGUAUCAGUCGCCGACAGGUUCGACUACCGGAUGCUCGGUCACCGUGAACGGCAGCUCGUGCCCUACGAGCUCCACCACGAGCACGAUGGUGGUGCAGGGAGGCCAGGCCGGCAACCAGGUCGUCCAGGCCACCGGCAAGAAACGGGAGGCCUUCCUACCGAGUCAAGGUCAGCCGGUGAAACUGGAGAACAAAUCGACCAGGCAGCCCUGUGUUUGCAGAAACAGCAACGGAAAGACAAAAGCGGUGCAUUCGGAUGCAGGCUGCAGCAGGACGUUACCCGUCGCCUCGUCCUGGAACGGACAGGAUACGAAUUGCAAUGGCAAUAACAAUGGCGGCAACAAUUUGGUUAAGAGGGAACCUCUGGCCUCGGUUCCCUGUCAGGUCGCCGAAGUCUCCACGUCCCUUCAUGCGACCACCACGUCCGUGAAGAUCGAGCCUGUUCCACCGAAGUCGGAAAAUGGGAUCGUGGUGUCGAAUGCAGGAGCCGGUGGCGUGCCGGUCGGGAUCGCGGUGGCCAGGCAGAGAUUGCAGCACCAGGAAACAUCCACUUCGAUGCGCAAUGUUUCCCUGAGUCAUCACACCUCGCAUCACGCGAGCUAUCAUCACUUCCAGCCCGACAAUCUGGGUUCAAGCACAGCCAUGGCAGUAGGCGGUGCGACCCUGGUGCAUUGCGGAGGACCUGGAGGGGAGGACCGACCGGCCCACCUUGCCAUUCCCUCGGGAGCCCUGGCACCCUCGUUGAACGCCGCUCUUGGCUCCAGCCUGAAUUCCAGCCUGAAUUCCAGCCUAAAUUCCACGCUGGGUAGCAUCGGAGCCGCGGCCAGCGCGGCAACCGCCGCCACUGCCGCGGCCACAGCCGCAUGGCCGCCAACCUUAUGGCAGUACCCCGCGGCGGCCGCGGCUGCUGCAGCUGCAGCUGCAGCGAUGCCAAUGGAACCAGUCGGUUUUCCUCAAAUGGGUGUCGGUCUUCAAGGUGGUCUCCAAUUGGUCAGAGACCCCACGACAGGUCACCUUCUUCUCAUCCAUGCUGCUGAACAAAUGCAACAGGCCGUGGUGUGGCCAAAUUACUCGAAUCAUAAUAACGGAAACGUCGCGCCGCCGCCUCUUCUGCUUCCGCCUCCACCGCCGUCUCUUCAGCUUCUCAGCGACAUAGGUGGCGCCAGGCUCGUCCUCACUGAAAGUAAAAGGAAGCAGCAGAGCACUCUGCCUAUCGUGAAGAUAGAGGCAGACUGCGGUAAUAGUCCCACGACCAUAAUCACGUCAACGGAGUCGACGAAGGCGUUGCAGACCGUGACUUCGAUGACAGGGACCCUCGUACCGGAUGCACCCCUGGUGACCACCCUGCACUAUUACCCUCAUGCUCCUGCCCUGGUCCAAAUCAGCCAGGCCGAGCCAACGCACUGCAGAUCACAGGCGACCUCGCCGGUCUCGUGUCUGACGCCGCCGCCCGAGGUGACGACGAUCCACGCGAUCGAGCCACCGGAAGUGGCGCCUAUAGUUGGCGUGCAGGACGCGUCGAACCAGACGGACGCACCGGAACCGGAGGAUCAAGAGCAGCCGCUGGCCGAGGCGUGCGUGAAGCAGGAGCAAAGUUUGAGCCCCUGUCAGCUGCAGAACUCGGCCAACCUGACCACCACCACGACCAACCUGACGAAUUUAACCAACUUCGAGAUCGUAGCCGCAUCGCCCGAGAAGGUGUGCAACGUCGUGCGAAUAACCACGACCACCACCACGGUGAACCCGGCCGUGUGCAGUAUCGUGGGCAAGGUAGAUAAGGCCGAGAACACGAUCAUCAAUAUGGCCGACUGUCCCAAGUACUCGAUCACGAAGGAAUGCAGGAGCGUGACGUCGAUAGACAGGACGAUCGAGCACGUGGUCACCAGGCAGAUCGAUAGGGAGCACGACGACAGGAGUCACGGCGAGGAAGAAGAUGACGAGUCGUUCGGGGAUGACAGGAUACCGUGCAGGGACAUCAGGAGCGGGCCGAGGAUUAUUGAAAUCACCGAGGAGAAUUGCGAUAGUUUUCACGAGAACUUGGAGUUCUUUGGGAGGAGGAGGGAAGAUAGACACAGAGAUAGGAAGAAGAAUUAUGUCGCGGAGACUGCUGGUGCUGAGCAAGAGGAAGAGACUGAUACGAAGGCUGUUGAGAAGUGCGAGGCCGAAGUAGCCAAAGCAGAAGACAUGCCAGUGACAGAGUUACCCAGACAUACGAGUUCUAUCACCGAGAGUUCAGAAAUCGACCAGGUCCCAAAGCCAUCGGAGGAGAUUCGCACAGAAUCGAAAGUAGAAGUGGAUUCCAACUGCGAGAGCUGCGAGAAAAAUCGCGACGAUCGUCCUCAGGCUCCGCCACCGCGUCCACAGAUCACGGUGAAAUCGUUCGACAUGCCCAACAUCGACUGCGACGAACAGGUGGCGGAGCCAAUAGUGAUCAAGCAAGAAGCGGAUGAAACAGCGUUCGAGGAUUGCUCGUACAGAUGCGAACCAACGUCGACGACAGAGAAGUCCAAGUGUCAGGACUCGUCCAAAAGGCACCCCGUGGAGAAGUCUCAUCCCGGCAUCGAAAACGUGGUGGAGAAGCUAAAGAAGAACGCAGCGGCUGCUUUGCAGGAGACAGCGCCCCAGAAGAUGGACGAUCCUAAGGAUAAGAACACGGAGAACCUUCGUUCCCGGAAGCACUCGGAGAUUGUGCCGAGAAAACUGGAGAACGGUCUGAAGAAGCACAUCCUGAGGUCCUGCGAGAACUCACAGUUCCUGGAGAAACAUGAGAUAGCCAGGGAGCCCGAGGUGUCAUCGUCGGAAACAACGAGGAUUGUCAAGGACUCUCAGGAUGUUUCGAAAUAUUUGACAACGACGGAGCAUCCCUGCGAUUCUCCCACGAACAAGCACCCUUUGCCCAGGAAUUACUUCCUGAACGAUAACAACAACGACACUAGAAGUAGCAACAACAACAUUAAGCUAAUCGACGACAAGCAACCUGUCGUAAAGAAGGAGAAAGUUUCCUCUCUCGAGGUCUGCGAGGUGAUGGAGAUGAAGUGUACUGACAGCGACGUGGUCACUCCUAAGAAACACCGAAAAGUGGAAGCUCCAGAGGAUUCUUCGUUUGCCUUGACGCCAGACAAUCAAACAGCCAAGCCUAGAGCACCUACUCUUAAUUCGAAGCAGAAGCCCACGGUUGACAUCAGUGGACUGGAGUUGUUAUCAAACAGCAUCGAGCAGCUGGAACACUUGAAACCUGAUAAUCAGAACAUCAGUGCAACCUCCGAGGUAGAGAAAUCACCUAUCAGGUCUAAGCUGAUCUCCCCACAGGGGGAGAAUAAUAACAACAACGUGGACAGCCCUCUGGGAUUAUUAUGCGCUCUGGCAGAACAGAGAUUUAUGGAGGAAGUGGGAGACAAGGUUCCGCGAAAGUUAAAUCUCGAGAGCUCCGAGGAAAUAUCGCACGCUGGUAGGUUAUUGUUGAACCUGGGGAGAGUGAACGUCCCAGAGAAAGAGACGAAGACGACUGACAAGAGGAAGUACGCUGAUCUAGAAAAUUACGAGAAUCCCAAGAGGUUCAAGACAGACGGUGUGUACGAGAAUGAAGAGUCGAAGUGCAAUUCGUUGCAUUAUCGCGAGAAUAGCAAUGCCAAUAGACAAUACGAAGAGAGGGUGCAGGAAGACGCGGUGUAUAGGGUGAAGGAGAAGUCGAGGAGAAGUAUAGACUUCUCCGAGCAGAAUGGCGUUAGUACGGAUGACGAUGAGCUUGCUAUGCUGAAAGACGCUCCUCUGGGCAAGAGUAGCCCUUACAAGGACUUGGACUAUGGAAGAAACGAAACUUUCGAGGAUUACGAACGACAUUAUGACGAGUACCAGGUGAAUGGGGCGUAUGGGAACAAAGAGUCCGUUGAUGGCAAUUUGUCGGACUCUGACACGGGGAUAAACGAAACUUUCGAGGAUUACGAACGACAUUAUGACGAGUACCAGGUGAAUGGGGCGUAUGGGAACAAAGAGUCCGUUGAUGGCAAUUUGUCGGACUCUGACACGGGGAUGAAUGAUCGAAAGAUGUCUACGGAUAACAGAAUACGUGACGGGGUUAGCAGAGACAUUAAGAGACGGUUCUCCGUUGGAGAACACCGGGACUGUCACGAUUAUAGAAACUUACAAGCGAAACUGGAUGCAAAGAAGUUCAUUGCUAGGAAAGGGCACAUAGACAACGAGGCAGACUGGCCAAAUAUGGACGCUAUGGAGCUUGAUAUGAGAGUCAGAUUGGCUGAUAUUCAGAGACAGUAUAGGGAGAAACAGAAGGAGCUGUCUAAGUUAACUCCGAAGAAGGACGAGAAGAAGAGUCCUGGUAGGCCACGAAAGAAAAGCCAUUCUUCUAGUUCGGAUCAUGGACCACUUGCUUCACCACCGAUGUUGGAACCGAUGUCCUCGCCACACAAAUCUCCACCACAAUCCCCGGAUGGAGCACCGCCACCAUUAACUUCGACUGUGCUAGCUAUGCCAAGAUGUAACGUAAAUUUGGUGAAACUGGGUGAACAGAGGAGUCACAUUAAACUGUUGGACAGUAUACCAAGCAUUCCGAUGCCCGUUCCACCAGUUGCCUCGCCAAUCACCGUGCUGCCAUCGAGCAAAUCGCCGCAGGACGACGAUGAAAAGAGCACUGGAAGGCUUGGCUAUGACACAUCAUCUCCGGCACCUACAAUCGCAAGUUCCAGUUCAGCAUCGAAGAAACGGAAGGUUGGUCGACCCAGGAAGUUAAUGUGUACAUCCGGAAGUGUCAGACAUCUUACGGAAACGAUAGUUGCUAAGAAACCUAAGAGCAAAAGCUCUCUUGUGGGUUAUCUUUUAUCUUCGAAGAACAGACAUCUUCAAACAAAAUAUGUGGGCAAAUCUGGUUACACUCCAUUACCGUUUAAGACUGCGCUAUCUUCCAUGAAAUCCUCUUCCAAGAGCCACAAAUCGGCAAAGUCAAAAUCGAAACCUGCAAAACAGACACCUUUACACAAUAAGAAUGUUAUCAGCUCGAUCAUCGCGGAGAAGGCAAAAUUGAGUCAAGAAGUAAAAUUGGACAAGCAAAGUAAGAUGAAGCCAAAACUGAAGGCUGAGGCAAAAGUAAAGACUUGGGAGGAUGAUGAAUCUAGCAGUGUCACGGAGAACAUGUUGCCGGAAUCCACCGUGGAAGAACCAGUUAAGGAAAUCCCAGUAGAUACUACCGAACCGGUAGAGAAAGAGCCAGAAAAAAUCAGACACGAGAAGUCGAAGAAAAAGAAACGAAAAUCCAGUUCGUCAUCACCGUCGAGGCACAAGUCCAGCGAUAGGGAUAAAAAGGAGUCGAAACGCCGGAAAUCUCUCGAGUGUAAAGAGUGUAAGGAAUGCGCGAAGGCCGCUCGAGCCGAGAAGACGGAGAUCGUGAACAAAUGCAAAUUAACGUCGGCACACUUGGCCAUAGACCAGCUGAGGGUCUUAACUGCGAUGGGCGGUCUAUUUUACGCCGGAAGACUCAGCGCAGUUCAGGCGCCUGACGUUUAUGCGAUCACGCUGGACGGCGAACGGGGCAACAGGCCUCACAUCCAUUCCAGAGAGGAGAUUCUACGAGACGCGAUCGUGGAAGUCUGUCCCACUUCGACGAAAGAGCUACCGCCUGGCACGAGAUUAUGCGCUUACUGGAGCCAACAAUAUCGUUGCUUGUACCCGGGCACCUCGGUCGAACCGUCGGAACCCGAUCCGGAACUUGAUGAAAAAUUUGUUAGCGUAGAAUUUGAUGACGGGGAUAGUGGGAGAAUUGCUCUGGAUGAUAUUAGGCUACUGCAGCCUGACUACCCAGUCGUUGAAUACGAUCCAAAUCCAUUAUUGUCACUGGGAAAACGUCGACGACAAACAUCAGUUUCAACGGAGGAUAAACGAUCCUCUAGUAAUAGUCAACCAUCUACUUCCACGAAUGCGAAUAAUGUAAUGCCUGCUGUUACAUCCACCACCAGUUGCUACGUUUCGUCGUCUGACGCACAGUCGCUGGAACGACACAAGUCAGACGACAUGGAUGCAAAAGACUUGGAAGAAUAUCGCGAAAGAAAACGAAUGAAGAAGAGAAGAAGAGACAAAUUGAAAAGAUUACAAGAGGCUCAAGAGGGAAAGAAGAAACACAAAAGGCACAAAUGUUGCGAGGAACACAGGAAACACAAGCACAGGAAACAUCGUAAACAUAAACAUCGACAUAGCCAUCACAGUAGUCACAGCGAAGGGAGUCAUAUUAGCAGUGGGGAAAGUUGUUGUGGCCAGAAAAGUGAAGAGGAACUGCCUAAGGAAACGGUGGUCAAAAUGGACGAGGAGGAAAUUGAAGAAGAACCAGUUAGUCAAGAGGAAGUUGUACCAGAACCGAUCAAAGAACCCGUUCGCGAAGAGAAGCCGGAGAAGCCCAAGAAAGCGGACAAGAAGUCGAAAAUGCGUGAACGACAAGAAUCGGUGGAGAGUCGAAGCAAGAUGGCAGCUUUCUUGCCAGCAAGACAAUUAUGGGGCUGGGCUGGAAAGGGUUACAGACGACCCGGUGCCAAAGGAAGGGCUAAAAAGCAAUUCUUCCGGGCUAUUCAACGAGGAAGCGAGACAAUCCAGAUCGGUGACAGCGCAGUCUUUUUAUCAACUGGCAGACCUGAUAGACCUUACAUUGGCCGCAUUGAAUCCAUGUGGGAAACUUCAAGCUCCAAUAUGAUCGUGAAAGUGAAAUGGUUCUAUCAUCCCGAGGAGACUGUAGGAUGUCCAAAGAAUUUGAAAUAUCCGGGUGCUCUGUUCGAGUCCCCUCACAUGGACGAGAAUGAUGUGCAAACGAUUUCUCACAAAUGCGAGGUGCUGCCACUUCAGGAAUACACGGACAAGCUGGGCAAAGAACCACACAGAUACCUCACCAUCUACGACAACAACGACAUAUACUAUCUGGCCGGAUACUACGACCCCACCACGUACCUGUUGACCAUGCAGCCAGGGGUUGUUUGAGAACAGCUUAAGCUGACGAUUAAGUUAACGGGUGUUACUUAAUUGUCGUCAGCCAAUGAAAUAUUGCGAAAUUAAACGAAACGCCGUGGCCGUUGUUGCCACGAUUGAAGUUGUGACGUUUUCCAGCUAAAGGCUCUAGGACGAGCUGUAAAAGAAUCGAGAUUAUCGAGCAAUCUUGAUGGACACGGACGAACGAAUCGAACGUUCGUCGAUCAGAGACAUUAGAGUUUAUAGUGUGAAAACUUACCGCGAACCUCUAACAAGCAGUUUUGAAUUUUACCUCGAUGAUGCGAUCGAUGACACAUCAUUCACAUUUCUAGGCUUUCGAGAGGCAUUCAGAGUCACCACAAGG
Molecule: messenger RNA, 8059 nt
Organism: Eufriesea mexicana
Lineage: Eukaryota; Metazoa; Arthropoda; Insecta; Hymenoptera; Apidae
Gene: wge
Product: BAH domain and coiled-coil containing protein winged eye
Exons: 21
Coding region: 1-7707 (2568 amino acids)
Molecular function (GO): chromatin binding
Source: RefSeq, a predicted model, not a curated record